Molecule: messenger RNA, 13098 nt
Organism: Wyeomyia smithii (pitcher-plant mosquito)
Lineage: Eukaryota; Metazoa; Arthropoda; Insecta; Diptera; Culicidae
Product: protein diaphanous homolog 1-like
Exons: 3
Coding region: 16-2052 (678 amino acids)
Source: RefSeq, a predicted model, not a curated record
CACAAAAAAUAACUAAUGUUAACUAAAAAAUUUGUAAGAGUAACCAACAAUUCCAGACACGCAAUUCUAACCAUCGAUGACGCCACUGCCCUGGUAACGAUCAAGACGGAACCGCUGAGUGACAUUCCACUGAAGAAACCAAAGCUGAUCAACGAAGCCUCCCUGUACCAGUGCACCCGACAGCCCAAUUCAGCAUUUCGUCCAUGGACACAGAAAGCACAGAAAUAUGCACAACAGCAAUUAUUGCUACAGCACAUGCAGGCAUACAACGGAAAUGGGCUUCUGAAUGGAGUAGUACCCGGAGCCGUUUCACCCGGCGGUAUUCUGGCACUCAGCCAAGAACCACCCCUGCUGCAGAAUCCGGAGAGUGUGGUGCGGCUUUCGGAAAGCGACAAGUUCGAACAAAGUUUUCAGCCAAAUGUUGCCCUUGCUCCGCGGAAAACGAUUUUAUGCAAGGAGAGAGAACGGGAGCGGGAACGAGAGCGUGAACGGUUACCGGAGAAAGAGCGGUCGGUAAUAAAAUGCGAUGUACAAAUCAAACAGGAAAGUCCAUCGACGCCACCAGCUGAGGUGAUACGUUCGGUGAUAAAGUGCGACGUUAAGAUCAAACAGGAACGGCCACCAACGCCGCUUCCGCCGGAAAUAAUGUCACCUGGGCCUCGAGUACCUUCACCUGCACUUCCACCUGUGACUGCCGGCCUGGUUCCACUUCUCGGUGGAUGUGGGUCCAUCAAACCUGUCCCGAUGCCAUACAGUCCGCUCGCUGCUGAUGUGUUGCAGCAUUCCGGAUCUAACGAAAUAACCUCGUCCACCUCACCAGUACCUCCUCCGGUCAAUAUGACCACCACCGUCACUACCAUGAACGGUUGCAUCUCAGAAAAACCAAAGCUGCUGGUCAAAGAACAGAUCAGUCCACCGGCACAACACCGACGAACUCCCGGACUAAUAAAUGAGGAACUUCAUCACCACCACCAACAUCGAUCUCAUCAACCAUCAGCCGUAAUUCUCAAGAACGGUAGUGGUGUUGAUCCCUCUGCGGUGCCGGGACCCCCCAUCAUGGGAAAUCCUGAGUUUGAGCUAUCAACCGACACGGACGACGAUAGUUUAGUGGGAGAACCUGACAGUAGCAACAUUUCGAUGGCUCCUCUGGAAAUCAUAGGUGAGGUGAUGAAGGACGUAGCUCAUGAAACUCGAGAUCAAAUCCUAAAUAUCUUCAAGUUGCUAAUACAGGAAACAGCACAAAUUCGAAACGACCAGUUACGGCUAUUGACAGAGCACAAACAGAAAGACCACCUUAUAGUGGAACUCCAAAGGGAUCGGGACAGUUUGCAGCAGCAGGUGCACCAACUCCAGCAACAGCUAAAUAGGUCACUCAUCAAAAUUGCCACCUCCGAAGCCAACGCUGUUCAAAUGCAAAAACAACACCAACAAGAACUGGCCGCCGCUUCCGCCUGCUCCAGUCACUCAUCCACGCCGACCUCUCCGCUCUCCUUAGCUUCCAACGGCAGUCAACACAACCACACUGUAAUCGAAAAAAUUGAGCGGCGAAAUAGUUUUCCAGAAAAAUCCGAGGUAAUUAUGAAACCGCUGAAAAAGUCGCUUCGUCGUAGCCCGGAGGAUUCGGUACUGAUGCUUCAGGCUCUACCGCCUGUUCCACCGCCGCCACCACCACCACCGCCACCGCCUCCGCCGCCGCCUCCGCAACCCCAGCAGCCAUCGCUAGCUUUAUCGAUUCCAGCCAGUUUGUCAAUUACCGCCACCAGUUUACGGAAACCGUCUUCAGACAUGACGGAUACCGGCGAAGACGAUGACAAGUCGCCAACGCAGCAGCAUCCCGCGGCCAUCACUCCUCCAACGAACGGUAGCAAUGGGGUCAUUUCUUCACCUUCCCCCCGACCCCCAUCCAGGCCACCAUCGGCAGCUCCGACGGCAUCCAACGGAUCCACUAAUUCUGGGGCACCACCAGUAGCUUUGUUGACGGGAGUAACGCUGGAAAAUGGUCCCAGUUCAGCUGCCAGCAAGGAAAACGUCAAAAGUGCUAAUAACUCAUAGCUGAUUAUUUACCUUCGAUUAAAUAGAAAGGGAGAGUGAAGAAGAUCCGCUGACCCUGCAAGGAGCAGCGAACCCCCACACAGAGAGUGUGUACCAAAGCCAUCGUCAAUUCGAAAUAACCAGUUCGAUUCGUACUCAUUUUACUCUUAUUAUUUUCCAUACGAUUACUCUUCAAAUUGGUCGAUGGCGCUAUGCAUUGAAAGUAGAACUUUUAAGCUUCAUUGUCGAUAUUUUUCCCACCAAAUAUUAUUUCUUCAUUUAUUUAUAGUCACAGUAACAGAAGGAUAAAAAUAUGUAAAAGCUAGAUUAGAAAUAGUACUGUAAGUCAACAAAACAAACAAAAAAACGAAAAUCAACCGAUACAAAUUCAACGGGCAAACGCAUAAAUAGUAGUUCUACAACAAUCUUAUUCGCUACAUCAAUAUACAGUAGUAGUUGUUAUUGAAAAAAAAAAAACAAUACAAUAGCCAACACACAUACACUCCUACACUCACACACAAUUAGAUCACUCAGAUAUGGUAAAAUUUCAGCAAAUUUGAUAAUUGCAGUUGAAUACAGAUACAUAUAAGCAAACACACAUAAACACAUAAAUCAUCGCAUGCAGAGUAGUAGAGGACUAAAUAAAAUUUUAUCUCAACCACUGAGUGGUUCUUCGCAAGUCUUGCGUAGUGAUUUGUGAAUUAAUUAAUGAUCAAAGUUUUUUGCAAACUGUUUUUAAAAUUUUCGAGCUUGAUUCGGAUAUUGAAAUCGUGUUUGAAAAAGCAAAUAUUUGAACAUCUUCUAAUUCUUUCAACUCUGGCAUGCUAAAAUCUACUAUAAACAAUGGCUACUUCAGUUCAUUUGCUAAGGCAGGUGAAAAAAUACCCCCUUUUUGAGUAACUCUUUCGAAAAUUGCAAGUAUAGAAAAUUCAGUUCGAAUCUGUGUGAGUAUAAAAGCACAUAGAAGAUACUUUUUUGAAAGAGUUUAAUUUUGCUUGUCGGUCUUGUCUGGCCGACAGCCCAAAUUUUUUGUUCAUAGUUUAUUUCCAAACAUGGGAAAUAUGAAGAAGUACUAGAGAAGUUUUCCAGACCUCUGAAAGUCACGAAUCAGCUCAACCACUGUUCUGUUGACACCUUUUUGUGUAUAUAUGACCAACACUACAACAAGGAACGGCAUUCAGCAUAGAAGAUUUGCGUUAUUAUCAAAAAAAAAUUUUCUUUCUGAAAGGUCAGUUACGGAAAACAAAAAAAAAAUCGAAAUCAUAUGCGUACUACUACUCUGAUUACUUUAACUGUACAGUCUGUAAAUUUUGUUUAGAACUACCUUUUUUUCAGGCGUGUAAACGAUAAGUUUUUUAAGCUCGUACACUUUUUUCUGUUGGUUUUCAAACAGGAUAACUGUAAUCCAUUCGUUUCCUUAAUCAUUUGCCACGACGCGGGCAUUCAAAAUGCCACUAUUGCUAAGUUCAAUGUAAAAAAUACAUCCAAAAGGAGACAGAUAGCGAGUCGCAAGUCCCAAUCGCUUUUCAAAAAAGUGUGUUCAUGUAAAUGAUACGUUUGAUUUCAAAAAUCAAACCACAUACUCCUUAUUUAAAAGAAGAAGAAAACAAAACAAACAGCUUACUGUAACUGUUGUCUCAAAGCUUUCCAGCAAAAACAUUGUAAUUUAAUAAAUUUGUAACAUAAAGAGAGAGAAAAACAAGAUCAUCGCCAUCAAUCAUCCGGUUAGCACUUUUCAAAAAAGGCUAACCAAGCGACAACUACUUCACGCAAGAGUCUGCUUAUUUUUCGGCCAAGAAUAUGAUAUUAGAAAUUUUAUUUAUUUAUUUAUCCCUCUGUUUUGCUUAAAAUGGUAGUUUUUCUAAUUUUCGGUAUUAAUUUUAUUUAGGCAACCAAAAAUCAAACUAUCGAAAAAAAUCUAGAGUGUACACUGCUACUUAUUUUGUGAUCAUCACGUUCGUCUUCAGUCUAAUAUAAUGAGAGAGAAAAAACUAACGUCGAAUGCAAUUUUAUCGUACUAUAUUUCAGCUGCCCGAUUGUUUCUUACGAAAUAGCAAACACAUAUAACUCUGUUCCUCUAUAUUUAGUGAAUUAAAAUGAGCUGUAACAAAAUAAUAUUCGGAGUCGAAAUUAUCAAACUUAGAAAACAAUAAGCUUUAAACCAAAAUUCGGCACCAGCUUCGAUUCAAAUUGGGGCACGGACGUGUUUUUUUCGAUUCCCCUUGAAUAUGGUAUUACAACUCCAAACGAGGACGUUGACGACGACGCUUUGAGUUUGUUCCGUUAAAAAAAAAAAAAAAAAAAAAAACAGUACGAGAUAUCCAUAAACAGAAGCAAAUAUUUUUUUCCACAAAAUGUCUUCGAGCUAUAGAGUUAAUUGUACAGACACACUUAUAUUACUAAUAAUGCAAAAGAAGAGAUACAAUCCGUACAACUUGCGACUGUUGGUUAUGAAAACGGAUCAUCAAUCAACAUCGGUGAUAGACAGCCGUAAAAAAACAAAAGUGAAAACCCGUACAACAUCUUAUUGCGAAUAUAGUCGGUUUCUCUAAUCGGUCGAAGUGCUUAGGCCAAAUUUUCUAGAUAAAAAAACAAUGUCCAUAGGACGUACAAAUGCGCCACUUUAUUAUAACGCGAGUGUACCUACGUAGGAGAAAUUUUGGUGCAACUUGUUUUGUUAGAACGGGGUUGAAUCUGUUGAACUUUGACACCAACAGUGACCAAACAGGAAGAAGCAGGCAGGCGGUACUAUUCGGUGGUUGAGGAUUUACUUCUAAUUAAAUGACCAGUGGAAUUCUAAGAGAUUCGAUUCCGUAAGAAUCCCAAGAUAAUAGGUUUUAUAUUGUUUGGUAACGAGAAAGUUAUGGUACAAUUUCCUCCAUUCAACCAGAUACGCAAGUCGUAAGGAAACACCAGGCCAUUUAUUUGGGGCCAAAGGAUCGAAUUCAAUCUAACAGCAUCUUAUGAAUAGCUUAACAACUCCCAAUUGACCAGAAUUUGUUUGAACAAGCGUUUGUGAGGACUAAUACUUACUACAUACUCAUACAGGAGUUUUUUCCUAAGGUAGGGACCAUUCGAGUAGUUCAUCCCAUACCAUAAUUUUCGGAAAAUUUCUUCGACAGUGUUACGAAUGCUCUUAGUAUGUGGUAAAGACUGUGGAACAGGGUGUGAAAGGAAUUUGUUUAGGUGAAGUUGCGAGAGUGAGAAGAGGCCCUCGAUAACUACGGUUUAAAUGACGGCGAAGCGAAGUUUCCUUCUGCUUCAGAGAGCUUUCUGCUAGCUCAGUCACGCACCACACUAAAAGCAGGAUGUUUUCCUUAUAAUUGAAUCUUGGCUCCGCAAUUAAAGUGCUACGUUAAAACGAAAAGAUAAAUUUAUCAAAACGAGAACAAUAUAUCAUUCAAUUUCACUUGAAAACAUAUCACUUUUAAAGAUUCACUGUUUAAAGUUCAACUUGCUCGCUUUUGAGCUCAACCACUCGCCGCAGACGAUCGAAGAACGCAUCGCACGUGGUGCGCAGAUGUUCUUGUAGUAUUUUAUCCCAUACUGCACCAGAUGUCGCUUCAGGGCUUCCACAUCUUAAGGUUUCCAGAGCAGAUUUUGGUCUCCAACAUACCCCAGAUAGUGAAAUCCUUAGAAUUUAGGACGACAUGUCCACGGUUUUGACGACCUUACUUCUUUACCGGAAUCCGGCCAUCACCGGUUAUUUUGACCGAAAGCGUCACGGAUGCUGGUUUCUAUUGCCUGGUGGCCGUCAGCACGUCGGCAGUGGUUCGUGAUCUUUCUGGUAAUCAAACUCUGUCGUUCUGCUAAUUCUCAAACUGUUGUACGGUGAACAGCUUGAACCUUCUGGAUCUUGCAAGCCUUGGUUCGAAGUUUAUCUUCCCAAAGAUCUAACGAAUAUUUCGAUCAGAUACGUUCAGAUCCAACACUAAUUCAGUGGUACCACCUCGAGGAUUUCGCUUCAGGCAUUUCUUCACGAUUUUCCUCAUUACAAGUGUACGACGUCGAAAAACCGAUUAUCGAUCCAGUGCUGAAUCCAGAAUAAGUCACCAUGCUGCUAGGUCUUAGGUUACUUCCCUCCUGUAGCCUCUAACAUCUAUUAAGCGGGUAUCCUCGUCGAAGCACACAUCCAACGUGUGCGGGGUCAACCCCGAAGUCGACGACCACUAUUGGGACUCCUGUGCAAUAUAGUUUCUACGGGUGUUCCUCAGGCAUUCUUGCUACAUGUCCAUCUCACUCUCAAUCAAAUCGUCAAUUUCAUUCCUGUAUGGACUUCUCGCUGCGACCAGAAUCGUUGAUCUGUUGUGGGAUAUGCCUGGGUGUCUGCUGUAUCCCGCACUUCUAUUAUUAGCAACAUCGCUUUUGAGAAGUGGCAUGCUUAUUAUUAUUGUUUUAUUCAUGCUUGUGUGUAAUGUGAUGUAACCUUCCUUUUACACGCUAUCGACUCUUCUAUACUGAGCCUCCGUCCUUGCUUAAUACCGCCAAUUAUAAUUUCCUGGAGAAGUUUCGUCGUGCGUCCUUCUGGUCAGUUUUAUUGAUAGGAGGGACUAUUUUUUUGUUAAGAGGAAGUCACUCAAAUGGAGUAAGUGGUGGGGUGCCUGAGAAUAAACCCAUGCUUAAGUCCUUUUUGACAUCGAAUGGUCUGAUUCUACUAAGAUUCAAACCCACGGCACCCGAAAUUCGUCGAUUACUUCAAAUGAUUCCCCAUCUCUACAACCGCAGCACCAACAUUCGAUGGGCCAUCACGCUUUCUACCCGUCACCAUGUACUUCGUUUUGACAGAGUUUAUAACGAGCGCUUUUUUCGCAGCUUACCUUUUGAGAGGAUCAAAGAAUUUUUCCAUAGCUCUACAAUUAAUACCAAUGAUUUCGAUAUCGUUCGCAAAAUCUAGGAGCAUGUGACUUUCUAAUGAUGGUGCCUUUUCUUUGCACGCCAACCCUCCGUAUAGCGGCUUCCAAUGCGAUGUUGAGCAAUAAAUGUGACAGUCUGUUACUCUGCUCUAAACCAUCAAACGUCACGAUAACUCACCGGUUACCGUAAUGCAUGAUGUGGAACCGUCAACGGUGUCACGAAUCAGUCUGUUUAGUUUGUUGGAGAACCAUGCUCGAGCAAAACUUGCCAUAAAUCAUUAACUGAGUCGUACGCUGCUUUGAAGUCUAUGAACGGAUAGUGCGAACGGAUAGUGCGAAGUCUAUGAACGGAUAGUUGCGUAGUGCGCAAGCUGAAUUUUCGAAAUUAGUCGAAAUUGGCCUCAGUCUGUGAAACAUAACGCGGAAGAGAAUUAUGCACACAAUAUUGAGAAAAGUUAUGCCCCGAUGUCCAGGCAAUUCUUGUGGAAGGCAAUUCUUCAUCAGACCACGCUUUCAGUAUGAUCCGAUAAAUGGCAUGAUACAGCUGUUCGCUUCCGACUUUGAAAAAUUCGGCAUGAGUACCGCCCUUCCCAGCUGCCUUGCAGUUCCCCCGUUUCUUGAACUGCUUCUUCAUCUCGUCCAUGCAUGGUAGAUCCACAGCUUGCUCAUCACACUCAAUAUCCAUCCUGCUCCUUUCGACUCCUCUGUCUUGCUCGCUGUUCAACAGCAUACUAAAAUGUUAUUGCCAAGGCCUAGCCACCUCUUAUUUAUCGGUAAUCAUGUUGCCCUCCCGGUCGUUGUACAUGACAUGGCCUGACACAAGACUCCUCGUAUCGUACCUACAGAAGCGCCCCUCGCCUCCACAAGAACAAGUUCCCAAUGCUGACUUUUCUUCCGGUGAUGUAUCAUUUCUGUGGCUCUCGCUAGCUUCGCUUUGUUUUGUCACAGCCGUAGCCAACAGGUGACCUCUGGCGCGUAGAAUAGCCAUACCUCUGGCUGCAGGGAAACUGGUAAGCUUCAGGGCAUUAUCGUGCGUUGCCACGAGCCUCCGAGUCUGCCUCUUCUGCGUUGUCCUUGCGGAUUUCAGUCGAGUGCUUUUUGUAGAUCUCGCUCUCUCCUUUCCUCAAGAUGUGUCCGAUUCACUCCCACCCAUGCUCUCGAGUUUCUGUCGCUAACGGCUCAUCCUGGCCCCACUAAGGCGGUGAGAAAUAUCGUACAAGCGGAUAUCACCAUUAAAGGCGGCAGUUUCUCCUUCUUUGACUAGGGAGUUAAUCCAGAGUCUCUUGUCCAAUCUACAAGCGCGUUUAACAGUCUAGUUCAGGUUUCUUUGAUUGCUACAGUCAUGUUUUAAGAGCAAGCUUGAACAACAAAUUAAGUAUUAUGAAGAACAAUUCCCUUGUACGACAUUACUGAUUUUUCUAUCGCGUACUUCCCCUGAAGGCUUUGAAGAUCUUAGGGGUACGCGUACCCUAGGUUGAGAACCACUACACUAGCAGGCAACUCCGAGGCCGGAAUUUACGUCCUCCCAUUUUAGCCACCGCGCCUCCACAUUUACCUUCCGCAGCUCUGUAGCCAGAAUACCUGCGCGUGCCGGAAUCUUUGCAUUCCAAGUACCGAGUUUCCAAUAAUCGUCCUGUUUCGUUCAGCUAGGUCCAUGUGGAUUAUUUCGUUACGUAUUACCUGGAUUUUUUAUAGUAGCUCGUAUUCGGAAUGCUACCAUACUAGUGUCUUAGAUAUAGCUGGCGAGGCACCACAUUCACAUGCUAAUGUCCUUGAAGAGUCACCGGCCUGUUCAGCGUUGCAUAUAGCACUAGUUUCGUAGGACCUGAUACAAGUUCUCUUUCAAAACUUUAUUCGUUCAAACGUUAUCCACAGUCAUUUUUUUGCUGCGGUCUCGCUCCUAUUUUGGUAGUUCUUGUAGUACCUUCAGGUUUGCUCAGCAAUUUUCGGUGGUUCGCCGAUUUGGGUACCACAUUGAUGUUCGGCUCCAUCUCCUCCAACACUCGCUUUGAGUAGUGAACUCCGUCCAGAACUCCGGGUCUUCGCCCUAAUGUUAUUUCUUGAUGAACGACGCAACUUCCGGAAAGCACUUUGUGCCAGAAAUUUCCCCGUUUACGGCCAGUCCGGUGCAGCGGCUUUGACAUCCCCUUCUCGCUGAUUGUCAGCCACAGCAGCACCUUUUUAGAAAAGUUGGUGUGUGAAAUAAACUUCACCUCGGAGCUAUGGACAUAAGUGUCCUUCGUAGGGGAAGUGAAAUACGAAGUGCCCUGCCAGUCGUUGCCAUCCAGGUCUCGUCGUCCAUCACCACCGCCACGUCGCGAUUUGCCGGGAAAAUCGACUUAACUAUCUUAUUCAGGCGCUGCCGCUGCGUCAUUUCCUGCAGCUUAGCGGCCAAUGGAUGGGACUGGGGCUUCCUGACAUUAGGGUCCAUGUUCGCCAGGUACAUUUCCUCUGUUUGGCCGGUUGCAUGACCUCCUGGCCAAGCGCACACAGUGAUGUAGCCACUUUACCCCUGGCCUUCCUCUUCUUCAGCAUUCUUUGGAGCUUAUUGUCGCUCAGGGUUGUCGGCCGUCCGAAACCGGGCUUUUUUUGAUGCUCUGAUUGUUAUCUAAUAGUGCCAAGAUGUUGUAGUUGCCUGAACGGGUGUAUCCCACGUCCACAAAAUGCUGUACGUUAUCCGUUUUUGACGCGGUGUGGUACCGUUCUCUGAACGAACACACUUCUGAACGGAGUUGCUUCGCUGUUUUCGCCAUCACGGUUCGACUGAUGGAGUUGUCAUUUUUUUCCUGCUGACCGUCAGUAUAUGUGAAGGUGAACCCAUGAUUUUUUGUCCUUUUUUAUGCGGAAGUCUUUGUGAACUUUGCCUAGACCUAUUCGGCUGCUUCAUGUCGCUGUUCCAUAAUCUAUUAACUGCAGAUUCAGGAAAAGGAUUUUUUCUGACAAACUUCAGAGUUUCUUUGUAAGAGACAUUUGGAUUGUUGACUAUGAGAAUGUUUUUUCGCAAUCGUGUCUGUUAGAGUCUCAUCGGCUUGACCCUAAAUUUCCUUUGUAUUUAGUGAUGUAUAUCGAUAAGUGUUGGAAUUGGAGACGGAUUUACUGGGGUCUAAUCUAUAGUAUAUUCAACAACCGAAGGGUAAACACAAAUUGGAGAAACUUCUUAUUGAUCAGUAACAAAAAGUCACAAAAACUAAAAAAGACCACUCGAUCAACGGAAUAGUACCAACUGCCAAACCACACACACAAACACAUUGUAAAUCGAACAUCGUAACAAGACAAAAGCAAUUAUAACUUUAAGCAUAUAAUACUUUCAUAUUUUCGAAUCGGUCGCACCCUAGGGUGGUCCCUCGAUUAGGUGGUACGUGGACAAUAUGGAGGGCCGCAGGUGGACCGGUUACGUUUCGUAUACAGUCGAUUACUCCUGAAGACUCCUGAUGUGAAAAAAGAAGUACAAAUUAGUAAAUACGCUUUAUUCACGUAAUCGUAAAUGUAUAUUUUUGUCGACAACUGUAACAAUACAAACAAACAAACGCAUACUCUCACACACACCCACACAUACACGAGAAUAGUAGAAUAACACUUACCCACACAAACAGAUGCAUACUGAAAAAAGAAAGCCAAGCGUUACGUAUUUAAGCAAACGUCGUUAUAUAGCGAGAAUAACAGCGAGAAAAAGUAAUGAUAUUUUAAGAGAAAUUACGCACGUUGACCGCUAACGACAAUCUCCCGUACUAUAACUAUACUAGAACUUAGAGGGUCGCCCAGCGACAUCAAGGCAAUAGGAAGAAGAUUUGCUUUGUUCUUUUUUUUUCUCAUAUGAUGAUUUAUAACAUUGUGUUAUCAUCGAGCGUCUGGUCUGGCAACAAUUUGAAUCGAAGCGUAUUUGAAACGUCCUUUCGGCGUAAAAGAGACACAGAAAAAUAAACAAAAAUUAGGUGAAAAGCAGACGAAAUAUACCAAGCAUGGAUCAUAGGAUGGUUUGUUAAAGUUACACCUAGAACCAGUAAUUUGUCGGAAAAGUUUCGGAAAAGUUUCGGGAAUUGUUUGAUUAUUUAGCACAUUUCAAAACUUAUGUUUUGUCUUCUUAUUUUGUCUACAUAAAAAAUAGAUCUUUUCAGUAGAUUUUUUUCACGCCGAAGGCAAAUUUUUAAACCACACGACAGAUUAUAAACCUCAAAUUUCCCUCUGAAGCUUUCCUAUAAAUUCUGGUUCUAUAACAUUUUCGAAGCACUAUAAUGUGUAACCAGGAAUGCUGUUUCAUAACAUUUUUGUAUGAAACUAGGUAGAAUGGAAUUCAACGCGGGCCCACUCGGCUUAGGAGACAAACAGACGCCAAGGUCCCGUACAUAUAUGAUAUGCACACAAAAUGCAUUUGCUGUAUAAAGAAGAUAUGGUUAUAAAAUCGAAUUUAAUAGCAGACUAAUAGCUCUUUCUCUUCACGUUUCGAAGUACACGCACACAUGCAGAAACAUCAUAAACCCAGACAAACAACCACUCGUACGACCGUGGGACACUCUCUUCCGUUUUCCGAAAACAAGAGUAAUAACGAACAAAAAAUCAAAUUUGAUAACUGUUUAUCUAUACAGAAAAUACACUAGAGGCAACAAUAGUGAAACACGGGGAAAAAAUCAAAAGUUGACAAAAACUCUACCCACUUUACGAAAAUACCAGUAUAUUUCUACAAUUUUUUAGAACUACACACAGUCAGUGCAUAUAUGCUAAACGAAUGGAAAACCAAAAUCGAAAAAAGAAAAAAAAAACAAAACAAAAAAUAAGUCUAACUAGGUCGAUAACGCCAGAAUUUAAAACGGUAGCAACCUAAUAGUGACUUAUAAUAAAGGAAAACGAGUAGAGAUUAAACCUGUCGUUGCUACCGGAAGGAGCCAAUUGUAAAAAAAAAUGAAAAUAAAAAAAAAACAAAACACACCCAUUAUUUAAUGCUACGAGAAACUACCUAAAAUUAGAACGAAAGACGAAGAACGAGGAGAAACUGUGUAUUAAUUUUAAUAAUUUUUAGUUUUGGCUGUGCUUUUCAAAAAAGAAACUACUGUAGAGUUUAAUCUUAUGGUCUUUAUGUUUUGUUUUAAUUAACGAAUUUAAAAUUCUUGCGUUUUAGGUUUAUACGUACUCCUUAACAAUAAUACAACCAGCAGUAAUACGUUGUCUUUAAGAAUCUCGUUUUAAGCAUCUAACAUUGUCUAUAAUGCAACCAACAGCAAAAAAGUCAACUAAUUUAACGUACAUAUAUAUAAUAGUAGGCCCAGAAUCGGGUGUAGCACCCGGUUCGAAAAGGGGAAAAAACGAAACAAAUAAACAAACAAAAACACUGAAUACCAGCAUCUUGUUUGUGCGAGGCAACAAAGAAUAAACAAGAGGAAAAAAAUGAACAACUUGGUCCCAAUUAUUUAUUUUUAAUCAUUAAUUUGUAUAAAUUUGCCAUUUAAAUGUUAUCUAGUAAUUAUAGCGAUACAGAAAUAAUUAUGGAAAUAACAAAAAAAAACAAAAAACAGUGUUUCAACUUCACUUCAAGUAAAAAAGCGUAUAAUAAAACAACAACAAAUCGAACACAACCAUUAGAUUCAUUGGAGAUGCUCGUAUCUAUUCAUUAGAGGACAGAAACAAACAAACAAAGUAAAUGAACAGCAAAAACCUCUACCUUCGAAGGAAACCACUGAAGAGGGAACGCUCUGUUGAGGAGAGACUAGCCGCAAACCUACUUAGUUACACAUGUAGAUUAAACGAAAAGUGCAGAAUACUAAAUAAAAUACUGACAAACAAAUACUUCAUUCGCUCCUGCUAUCGUAGCCAAAAAAAAACAAUAAACAAAUUAUAAAAAACGCGGUGAAAAAUAUUAAACCAACCAGUCUUUAAAAAAAAUGUAGGUCUAGAAAACCCAACAUUACAAGACAGUGAAAAAGCUAAAAAAAACCAAACGCAGGCAAACAACAAACAGAGAGUUUCACCAAACGUUGUUGAAACACACAUUAACACAUACAACAGAGCAGUUCAUUUGCGAGUAAACAAGUAAAAAAAAGAGUUAAAAUGGCAGACAGUGUACCAGCGGAGUAAGUACUGCGCAACCUGUACACGGUUAGAUGCAAACAAAUACAACAGAAGGUGGAAUCCAUUUGAAGGCAUGACAAACAAAUGCUGAUGAAUUAUAUGAAAGUAAUUUGAAAAACCAGAAAAUAAAUGAAUUAUAGAAAUGAUUAUUGAA